UUCUUUCUGUAAUUAAUUAAUUAAUUGAUUAAUUAAUUACCUUUUUUUUUAUUAAUUUCCUGUAUUGAUUGGCGUUUGGAGGAGUUUGUCAAUGGCUCAUUUGGGUGAAAUACGAGGCCCGGGCCGCUCCAGAUCCAGGAGUGCUGCUGUCUCUCAGACGGAUGAUCAGGAGGUUGAGAGACGUGGCUCUGGUGACGGCGCUCAGGAACCGCUGCCAAACCCAAACCAGCCGCUGAGCCAAGAGCUGCCUGGACACAUCGCACCUCUGCCUUCAGAGUUGGCCGUUUCUGUGUCCACAGAUCAGCCUCACAGGAAGAGGAAGUGGCAGAGUGGCAGCCAGGAGGAUGAGCAUCCGUCUCCUUCAUACAGAAGAGCUGCCAAACGCUCCCGAAGAGAAGCGUAUGUGAAGGGCCCAUUGCUGGGGCGAGGAGGAUUCGGCUCUGUGUAUGCUGGGACCCGCAGGUCUGAUGGACUGCCAGUUGCCAUCAAGUACGUCUCUAAACGAGGAACACAGAGACUGAGAGUUGAAGGUCAGGGUCGACUGCCGCUGGAGGUUGCGUUGAUGACCCUUGUCAAUUCGGCUCCUGCCUGCCCCAACGUCCUGACGCUGCUGGAGUGGUUUGACCGUCCCAGACGCUACACCAUGAUCCUGGAGCGCCCGCUUCCUUGCCAAGAUCUGGAGAGUUUCUGUGAGGAGAACGGACGCCUGGAGGAGAGUCUGGCCAAGAAAGUGCUGCUGCAGCUGAUCACGGCGCUGAAACACUGCGAGAGCCGUGGAGUCCUGCACCGGGACGUCAAACCAGAGAACCUGCUGAUCUCCACAGACUCACAUGACAUCAAGCUGCUGGACUUCGGCUGUGGAGAUCUGCUAAAAGACUCGGCCUACAAACACUUUGCAGGUUGGUUUGAUCUCCCUGCAGUGAUCUGUGUUUGUUUGUGGACUUUUGAUGAUCGAGCGAUGGGAAUCUGUUUGGACUGGGGUCUCUUCAGAUGA
Messenger RNA from Carassius carassius (crucian carp), 994 nucleotides. RefSeq names its product serine/threonine-protein kinase pim-3-like. NCBI's taxonomy places the organism in Eukaryota, Metazoa, Chordata, Actinopteri, Cypriniformes, Cyprinidae. The record is from RefSeq and is a predicted model, not a curated record. Gene Ontology annotation, molecular function: ATP binding; protein serine/threonine kinase activity. Bases 92 to 994 code for a protein of 300 amino acids. The transcript has 5 exons. Gene Ontology annotation, biological process: regulation of mitotic cell cycle; negative regulation of apoptotic process; protein autophosphorylation. Gene Ontology annotation, cellular component: cytoplasm.